AUGGCUACAUCUCCCAGAGCUACGCCUGCCAGGGCCACGUCUCCCAGGGCUACGUCUCCCAGGGCUACAUCUCCCAGGCCUGCCAACCCAGCACCUACAACGGUUAAUGUCGAGGUUGAUGACAGGGCUACUGAAAAUGACUCUACUUAUGGAGACGAACUGACUACUUUCACCGCGUCCGUCACGUCGUCCAUUCUGAACUACCGCAACGAAAACGGUAGACGCUACCAUGCAUAUCAUGAUGGCACCUACCAACUUCCAAAUGACGAAGACGAAAAAGAACGGCUCGAUAUAAUGCACGAAAUGAUGUUGACAAUGCUGGACCGGAAACUUUUUCUGGCACCGAUAGGCGAUUCAGCGGAUAAGGUUCUGGAUCUGGGUACCGGGACUGGCGUGUGGGCCAUAGAUUUUGCCGAUAUGUUCCCUUCCACAGAGGUCUGGGGAAAUGAUCUAAGCCCUAUCCAACCAAGCUAUGUCCCUCCAAAUGUCAAGUUCAUCAUAGAUGACUUUGAAGAUGAUUGGGCGUACGGAGACCAAAAGUUUGACUACAUUCAUGCACGUUAUAUGGCAACGACUGUCAAGGAUUUUCCUAGACUACUGCGACAGUGCUACAGCAACGUUACUCCAGGAGGGUGGGUCGAGUUUCAAGAUUGGGACACCAGAUUACAUUCAGAGGACCGGUCGACUCAUGGAACGUCGCUUCAACAAUACUACGACCUCACCAUCCCAGCUUUCAAUAGACUAGGAGUUGAACCAGCUCCUGGACCACACCUGGAAGGAUGGUUUCGCGAAGCCGGAUUUGUGGAUAUUCAUGUUGAGAAGUUUCUUGUCCCGUUGGGAGCGUGGCCCAAGGACAAGCGUCUUAAAACACUCGGACUCUGGAACAUGCUGCAAGCAGACACAGGAUUCGAGGCAGCUGCCAUGGCGGUAUUGACGCGGUACGAAGGGUGGUCGAAGGAAGAGGUGAAAAUCCUCGCAUCUAAGACUCGAAGCGAUGCACGGAAUCCCGACAUCCAUGGCUUAUUUGACUUCUAUGUCGUCUACGGGAGAAGACCUGUAUGA
Messenger RNA from Paecilomyces variotii, 1062 nucleotides. RefSeq names its product S-adenosyl-L-methionine-dependent methyltransferase. NCBI's taxonomy places the organism in Eukaryota, Fungi, Ascomycota, Eurotiomycetes, Eurotiales, Thermoascaceae. The transcript is spliced from 10 exons. The record is from RefSeq and is a predicted model, not a curated record. Bases 1 to 1062 code for a protein of 353 amino acids. Gene Ontology annotation, molecular function: methyltransferase activity.